Molecule: messenger RNA, 1080 nt
Organism: Racocetra fulgida
Lineage: Eukaryota; Fungi; Glomeromycota; Glomeromycetes; Diversisporales; Gigasporaceae
Source: the annotation of a GenBank genome assembly
AUGCAUUCACCUUCAUUUCCACAGCUCUUUAAAACACAAACUUCAAAAGAAAUAUCAAUUCCUACUACCAAAUUAAAAAUUUUUCUCAUCCAAACGGCGAUGGGUCUUUAUAGUGCAUCCGGUGGUUAUAAAGCAAACCUUUGUUUUUUGGCCGCUCUAUCGUCACAGGUCGAGUAUAGUGAAGAAAAAUGUUCAUUUGGAGAUAAAAAUAACCAUGUUACUAUUUAUCGAUUCAUUUGGAAUAAUGUCGAAAUCGUGGGUCUUGAGCUAGACGAAUAUCUCAAGAUAUUCCCGAAAAGCACACUUUUUCAUCCGCUCAAAUAUGUCGAAGAACGAAUAACGCGUUGGUUAGAGCAUCUUCCAUUCGGUCCAUAUAGUGGCGCACCAGGAUUCGAUAGCCCAACGUCCCUGAUUGAACAUAAGAGGUUAAAAAAGAUUGAAGGUGUAUGGGCGGUUAGUCGUGCGAUUAAACAUUAUAUCGAAAUCUAUGGAGAAGGGGUUCUCGCUACUUACCUUCCUUUACAUCCAACAACUUUUGGUGAACCACCUUUUAAGAAGUAUCACAAUUUUGAUGCGCCUUACGUUUUAAUCCCUAAUCCUGCUAGCAUAAAGGGUUAUGCUAUUUUCAAAGAGUUGACAGAAAAAAUGCCAGACAUUCAGUUCGCCGCAGUUAAAAAUUGGGGCGUUAGUGAAUAUCAACUAAAAGAAAUGGAAAAUACUGAAAACAUCAUGUAUGAAGCUUUUGGAAUAGUGGUCGUGGAAGCAAUGUUACGCGGUAUACCCGUGAUUUGUUCUGACGCAGGAGGUCUACCCGAAGCGAAAUGUGGUGUCACCUUUGGCACAAUACACGUAAACAUAACUUGUGGUGAACGUGAAAGUGACGAAAGUAUUAUUGAAAAAACGGGUGUAUAUAAAAUUCCACCUCAAAAUAUUGAGCCAUGGAUUCAAUCUCUAAGACACUUGAUUAAUAACCGUGAAGCUUAUGAGAAGAUUGGUCAAGAAUGUCGUGAAAAAGCAAUUGCAUUCAUUGAAAGCAUCAACAUUGAAAUUUACGAAAAAUGGCUUAAAAAUAGAACUUAG